CUCAUCAGUUGCAGUGUGUAUUGAAAUGAGGGAAAUUCUAUACGUUAUCAAGUUUUCAUAAAUAAUAAUAAAUAGUUUUUUUUCAUUUAUCAAUCAAGAUACAAAAAAAGAAAAAAAAUUUUAAUUCAAUGAGUGAAUUAUAACAAAUCGAUUAUAAAGUGUAUUCGUGAAAAGUAAACAUCUUCAUUAUACUAGUAACAACCUUUAACCUCAUUUUCUUAUAUUGUUGUCAAAAUGCCUGAGAAAUAUAGUCCAUCUCCUUCACAUAACCUAGAAGAAGAUCUAGAUCUAGAUCAAGAAGAAAUGAAUUAUAUUGGUGACAUGGUCGAAGUAAUUGAUGAUCAAGACGAUGAUGAACAAGAUGAAAUGAUGGAAGAAGAUGAGGAGGCUGCUGAAAAUGAUGAUAUAGUUACUGAGUUUAAUCGUCAUGAAGGUUCAGUAUUCUGUGGAUCACUAACAAACGAUGGAAAACUAGCAGCAACUGGUGGAGAAGAUGACAUGGCAUAUGUUUGGGAUACUUCUUCAGGAGAAAUUAUACAUGAAUGCAAGGGUCAUAAAGAUAGCCUUAUCUUUACUGAAUUCAAUCAUGAUAAUACUUACUUAGCGACCGGUGACAUGAGUGGAAUAAUUAAUGUAUGGAGGAUGAGUGAUAAAGCUCGUAUUUGGGAUUAUAAUAUGGGUGAUGCUACAUGGAUGAAAUGGCACAGUCAAGCCAACGUAUUAUUUGCUGGAAGUGUUGAUGGUGAAAUUUAUAUGUGGAAAAUUCCAAGUGAGGAAUGUAAAGUUUUUCAAGGAUAUGGACAACGAACUGAAACAGCAACGCUAACUCCUGAUGGCAAAAGACUAAUAGCUGGUUAUGAAGAUGGAGCAAUUCGAGUUUUAGAUUUAAAAGAAGGAACUGUUCAAGUAACCAUUCCAGCUGGUUUAGCCCAUACUGCAGCUAUAACGGACCUAGAUUGUCAAAUAGACGGAAAAUUAAUUAUAUCUGCAGCUGUUGAUGGAAAAACUGUUCUUAGUACUACUCAAAACGGCAAAAUUGUUUCCAUUCUUCAGGAUCUUCAAGGAAAUAAAACUGUCAAUAUGGAGGCUGGACCUGCAGAUGACGAAUCCGAAUCUAAAGAUGAUUGGGUUGAAGCUGUUGCUUUUUGUAAAGAUCCUGAACUACCAUUAGUUGCUACAGGUACACUGAAUGGAGAAAUAUUUAUUUGGGAUUCUUGUAAACAAGCCAUCAGACAUAAAAUUACUCAAGAAAAUGGCGUAAGUAAACUCGUAUGGCUGGGAACUACUCCAUUUUUAUUUUCUGCUGGUUUGGAUGGAGUUAUGAGAUAUUACGAUGGACGAACAGGCCGUUGUAUAAAAUCUUUAUGGUUUCACACUGAGGGUAUAUUAGAUUUAUGCAUUUCUAGAGAUGGAAAGAAAAUUUUAACUACAUCAGACGAUUCUUCAGCUCGAAUUUCUGACGUUCCUGAAUGUUAAUUGAUAUUGGUAAUUAGAAAGGUAAUUAUUAAAUCACUAAAACAUUACUCUUGAAGAAAAAAGAUAUCUUUAUUGUAGCAAAAAUGGUCUAUAUACACAUUAAUUUUAUUUGUUUUUUUUUUAUUUAAGAAAAUAAUAUUUCUUAUGAUAUUUUUUCACGAUACCAUUGAGUAUCAAGAUUGUAACGAGUACCUUUCCAAGUAAAAUGUGUGGGAUCAGAAUCUUCUCCGUUUUUGAAUUCAAAUGCAGAACUAAAUUCUAUUGCAAGUUUUGAUCUUAUCAAACCAACACCUCCAAUUUUGAUUGGAGCUGGAUGAUAAAUUCUGCCUGUUUGAAUAUUCAUACAAAUUUUAUCAGGCUCAAAUGGUACCUAAAAAGAUUAUUUUAUUACUUAAAAGAGCAUUGGCUGUAAUUAGUUUCUAUCAUUAAAAUUUAUUGCUAAUAUUAUAUUUACGAACUACGAGAGAUUCUCCUGCAUAACCAUAACUUAAUAAUUCUUGUUGAUUAUCUUUAUUAUCUAUCACAUGUGUAAACACAAUAGGCAAAUCAUCACAACGUAUAUAAUUACGUUCUUUUCCACAUAAUGACAGAUAUGGAAAAUCAUCCAUGUAUCGGCCGGUGUCAUUCUUUUUCAUUCGUUUGAAAAAAAAUGUUAAAAAUUUUUUUUCUGUAAUGAAGAAUGUUUUACUAAAUCGUCUAUUACAUAAAUUUUAUUUUUGAUUGAAAA
Chelonus insularis is the source of this 2203-nucleotide messenger RNA. RefSeq names its product angio-associated migratory cell protein. Gene Ontology annotation, molecular function: protein binding. The transcript has 5 exons. Lineage: Eukaryota; Metazoa; Arthropoda; Insecta; Hymenoptera; Braconidae. The record is from RefSeq and is a predicted model, not a curated record. The coding region runs from base 235 to 1476 and encodes 413 amino acids.